AUGACUGCAGCGGCUUUCUAUAUUCCGCUUUGGUUUCAGGUCGCACGUGGGGUUUCUGCCGAAAAAUCCAGGGUCCGCACGCUGCCGAUGGUUCUCGCAACAACAGUAUCGGCCGGCCUCACUGGUGUGUGCGUCGAAAAGCUAGGGUACUACACCCCCUUCAUGUUUUGGGGGGCUUUGAUAGAAGCAGUAGGCGCAGGCUUUCUUAGUACAACAUCCACCAACACUUCCUUUCGCACAUUCGCAGGUUUCCAGAUUCUCUUCGGCAUCGGCGCUGGCAUCAGUUUGCAGCAACCACUCGUGGCGGUACAGACCGUCUUGCCAAAGGAAGACAUCCCAAAAGGCUCAGCACCCGUCUUGCUAGGCCAGACCUUGGGAUGUUCAAUUUUCGUAUGUGUCGCGCAGGCUGUCCUUACAAACGGCUCACAGCACCAGCUCGCCGCAAUCCAGGAUCUCUCUCCUCAAACACGAAAGAUUGCAAAAACAGGUCCAGCUGCGUUCUGCUCGGAAGUGCCGGAGGAUCUGCUGCCAGCGGUGCUGAAAGCUUAUAAUGGAGCCAUUGCUGGAACCUUUUGGGUUCCUAUGGGGCUUUCGAUCCUUGGAUUUGUGCUUGCGGUAGGUAUGGAGUGGAGGAGCGUCAAGAAGGAAACAAGUUCUUGA
This is a messenger RNA of Letharia columbiana, 660 nucleotides long. RefSeq lists its product as uncharacterized. The record is from RefSeq and is a predicted model, not a curated record. The coding region runs from base 1 to 660 and encodes 219 amino acids. Gene Ontology annotation, molecular function: transmembrane transporter activity. The transcript has a single exon. Gene Ontology annotation, biological process: transmembrane transport. Lineage: Eukaryota; Fungi; Ascomycota; Lecanoromycetes; Lecanorales; Parmeliaceae.